AUCGGACGGCUGCCGUGAGUCCCGGAGGCCCGAGCCCGGCGAGCCGCACCGGAUCGCCCUGCCGCCGCCGCGUCGUGUCGGGACCGGACACUUCACCCGGGCCACACACACCCACCCACCCACCCACCGGCGCGGCGGCGGCACCGGCACCGGCCGCCGGUCUCUUCGUCCCGCCCCCGCUGCCGAGAAGAUUGAAGCAUUUCCAUCUCGAGCCUCCGCGUGGCCGGUCCCGGGGGUGACGCCUCGGGGUAGCGGCGGGAGAUGGUGAAGAUAGUGACGUACAACGUGAACGGGCUGCGGCCGCGGGUGGCGCAGCACGGCUCCCUCCGCCGCCUCCUCGACGCCCUCGACGCCGACAUCAUCUGCUUCCAGGAGACCAAAUUGUCAAGACAGGACCUGUCAGCAGAUGUUAUAAUGGCUGAAGGAUACGAGGCUUUUGUUUCAUGCAAUCGCUCUGCUAAAGGGCGUGGAGCAUACUCUGGUGUUGCAACAUUUUGCCGAGUAACAUCUGCAUUUUCCAGCCAGGAGGUUGCUUUGCCAGUAGCAGCAGAAGAAGGAUUUACUGGACUUCAGGACUAUGCAAAAAACAGCGAAAUUGUUGGGGAUUUUGUUAUUGCAACUCCUGUAGCGGAGGAGGGCCUUGGUGAAAUCACAAGAGAGGACCUUCUAAGGGUGGACAAUGAGGGGCGGUGCAUCAUCACCGAUCAUGGACAUUUUGUUCUUUUCAACAUAUAUGGCCCAGCUGUUGAAGAAGGUGAUAAAGAGCGGGUUCAUUUUAAGCUACUAUUUUAUAAGAUACUGCAGAAACGAUGGGAACAUCUAUUGGCUCUUGGAAAGAGAGUAUUUGUUGUUGGUGAUUUGAAUAUUGCUCCUGCUUCAAUAGAUAGGUGUGAUGCGCCUCCUGGUUUUGAGAAACAAAUGUUCCGAGAAUGGCUGAGAUCCAUGCUGAGAGAACAUGGAGGUCCCUUUUUUGAUGCUUUUCGAUCCAAACACCCUGAAAGGGAAGGAGCAUAUACUUGUUUUAAUCAAAAAAUUGGUGCUGAAGAAUAUAAUUACGGUUCUAGAAUAGACCACAUUCUCAUUUCCGGUGCCUGUCUCCAUCAUUGCGAUUCUGCGGAGGAUAAUAGCAUUAUCUGUUGCCAUGUAGAAGAAUGUGAGAUAAUGAAUCAUUUCAAAAGAGGGAAUUCUGAAAAUUUUUCAAAGUGGAAAGGGGGAAGAAGUAGUAAGCUAGAAGGAUCUGAUCAUAUUCCAGUUUAUAUUUUGCUGAAAAAAAUUCCUGAACUUCCAGCUCAUAAUAUCCCACCAACAGCUGCAAGAUAUCUUCCAGAGGUUCGUGGACGGCAACAGAGUAUUGUGUCAUUCUUCAAUAAAGGGAAAACUUAUGAGCUGCAGGAUGCUGGUUGUUUGGUUCUGUCAGAGGAUACAGUAAAUGAUAGCUAUUGUAGUGAUGACUUGGAAAAUAAAACUAUAGCUAAGGACGGACUGGCAGCUGCAAAAGGUGGUAACCUUCCUAGUUUGAUGUGUAAGGGGGGAGGUCUUGAUCAAUGGAGAAAUGAAGGUUUGAGUGGCAUCUCCCGUAACAGCCAGAAAAAAUCACCAUCUGGCACCAAGGGUGUGCCAAACAAGAAGAUUAAAUGCAACUUAUCCUCUCAACCAACAAUCAAGUCAUUUUUUCAACCACCAAAGUCGGAGACAGUAAAUGUCAGUACCAGCACCUUAGUUACUCCAGUGGAAACAAUACAUUGUAUGAAUCAAAUAUGUGUUCCAAAUGAUGAUAGUCUGCCAGAAAGCAUGCAGUGCACAACUUCAGGCGCCGAAGAUCAGGAUAAAACAAAUGUAUCAUCCUGUUCACUUUCAACAGACAAGUGUAAUGCUGCAGCAUUAGAGUGGCAAAGAAUACAGCAAAAGAUGAAGAUGACACUGCCACGAUGCAAAGGCCAUCGUGAACCAUGUAUUUCAAGGUCCGUGAAGAAGGGCCCUAAUGUUGGCCGAUUAUUCUAUGUCUGUCCUCGUGCUCAGGGACCUGCAUCAAAUCCAGAAGCGAAUUGCGGCCACUUUCAGUGGGCACCUGUAAAAUCUAAAGGGAAACGUUCGUGAUCGUUUCUCCCCCUUUCAGGACAUUCUGGUUGCUAUAAGUCUGGUACAUCGCUUUGUCCCAACAUACUGAUGAUGUGGUUAUGUGCUUGUGGAGAGGAGCUGUUCUAUUAAUCAGCAAUAACACCCCACCCCCCCCCCCCGGCAAGUACAGAUAUUAAUUUUUAACCUUGUAUUUGGUUGGUUGUUGGAAACUUGCAACACUAACAAAAUGUGACCUUCCAUUCUCUUCGUAUUUUACCCUCCUGGUUUGUUAGCUUAUGUUCACUACCAAAUUAUGCAAAUUAUUAAUAGACUACUGACUAUUAGUGGAGAAUGGUGACGAAAUCAAACAAAGUUUAUUCUGUAAGCAAUGUGUCGUAUGGCAGCCAUUGUGGGCAUUAUAAAACUAUAAAUCGUGCUAGUAUUU
Molecule: messenger RNA, 2503 nt
Organism: Panicum virgatum (switchgrass)
Lineage: Eukaryota; Viridiplantae; Streptophyta; Magnoliopsida; Poales; Poaceae
Product: DNA-(apurinic or apyrimidinic site) endonuclease 2-like
Exons: 11
Coding region: 262-2097 (611 amino acids)
Biological process (GO): base-excision repair
Cellular component (GO): nucleus
Molecular function (GO): phosphoric diester hydrolase activity; zinc ion binding; DNA binding
Source: RefSeq, a predicted model, not a curated record